Dermacentor albipictus is the source of this 5331-nucleotide messenger RNA. RefSeq names its product protein shisa-5-like. The record is from RefSeq and is a predicted model, not a curated record. NCBI's taxonomy places the organism in Eukaryota, Metazoa, Arthropoda, Arachnida, Ixodida, Ixodidae.
CACGGGUACUACGUACACUCGGCUGGUGUGAAACAAGUCAGUCGCUACCUCUGGCUACCGCCGAAAAACACCGCACGGCUGCGCCUGCUGCGCUACUGCGCCCGCGCGCGCUUCUCGUGACGUAACGUGACGUCAGAGAUCGCUUGCGGCUCGAUUUGUAAGCAACGUGAGCAAUCGCGAUUCGCGAAAGAUCCGUGGUCCUGCGAAGCAGUGUGACGUUUUGUCUGUUUGGCGGUGUUGCUGUCCAAGCUUGUGGGCUUCUACGCGCGCUUCGUUAUUGCUGUUGCUUACAAGGCGCGUAAUCAUCCACCUGAGAGCCUGUCCCUGCUUGCACGAACGCGGGCAGGACAAUGAACGUCUACGUUCUUCUGAGCCUGGCCAUUGUGUUCUUGACAACAUUCGUCGAGAACGCUCUUGCCACAACAUGCACCAGAGAAGUUUUUGACAUAACCCAGUACUUCACUUGCCCGGGACCUGUGGACAGGCCAACAGAGCGAUAUUGCUGUGGCACCAAGAAGUUCCGAUACUGCUGUGAUCUAAACAACUACUCAGAUGCCAUCAAGUCUGUGGGAGCAAUCAUCGGUGUGAUCAUAGUGAUCAUCAUAGCCGUAGUGGUGGUUGUCAUUGUUUCCUGCUUCUGCUGUAGCUGCUGUCUCCUGGCCAGGCGGAGACAGCAGAGGGGCCGUGUCCUUGGAGGUGGCCAGACGGGAGGUACAGCAGCCACAGCAGCACAGCCCAUGGUGCCUCCUACGAUGACCCCGUACCCUCAGCAGCCGUACCCUCAACAGCCAUAUCCUCAGCAGCCGCCAGCCGGCUACCCAGUGCAGCCGGCACCGAUGGUACCUGCCACGCCUGCUCCUGGGUUUGGCUACUAUGCAUCACCAUAUGGAAAUCCGCCUCCAUACACGGACAAUGUGAUGCCCGUGCAGCAGCCACCGCCGAUGCAGCAACCUCCGUUCAACCCUAGCUAUCCGGCAAAGUGAAGGCACAGAGUGCAUGCGUGUGGUGUAAAGUGUGACAUCCCGAACCAUGGACUGGCGUCAAGGUUGGUUCUGGGGCAUGUGGCCAGCGUUAGUAGUGAUCACAUUCAGGCUAUGUUUGACACUGUUGUAGGUUUGUCACGUUGUCUUGAUUUACAAAGGAGUGUGCGGGCACAUGAUUUGUCUUUCCUCGUAAUGUAUGCUGAGUAUUGGACUGUAUCUGAACAAGUAGUGGCAGAAGUUACUCAAAAGAAGCUGCCAUACUCUAUAACUACAUCCUGACACACACAGCGAUUCACAGAGAGAACUGUUGCGAAAAUCAUGGGAGCAGUUAUUGCACUUCUUAACGUGUAUUUGUGGGACGUUGGCUGAACUCAUAAUGCUGGGUAUGUGCAUGUGUUGGAUGUUAAAUGUUUAUGGAGACAAUACCAAGGGAAGCCCUUGUCACGGAAAUUGUAGCAUCGACAGCACAGUACUUUCCACAGUAUUGUUGUAUCAUUUACGUAUCAUGGUGCCAGAUAUCUAUGAUGGUGACACUGUAAACAUGAAAAAAUGUCUACAGACAGUGCAGAAAAUGCAUGUUAAGAUACUUUGUAACAGAUUGCAGUGCUGUAUAGUUACUGUGCACAUGCUGCGAUCAAUGUGGCAUUGUCCUUAAUUUUUAGUCUAGCUAUUGGACGUAUACACACAUGGAGACUGUCGGAACUUUUUGGUCUUGAAGGUCAGAACCUUACUCAUUUUUACUUUUCAGACAUUUUGUGAUGUUUUUAGUGAAGGCUGUACAAGCUGUGACUUGAUAGUUUGCUUUUCUCUAUUCCAGUGGCAUUAUGGAGCUUACUUUGUCGGCUUUACAGCACAAUGGAAUGCUCAGUGGGAGUUCUGAGUGCUGCAGUUUGCCUUGUCGCAGCACACCACUUAAAUCUUCCUAAUUUUGCUUUGUCACAGUCACUUCGUUAUUGUAUAUUCAGGUUUUCUCAAUGCAUAGUUUUGAAUAUCGCACUGAAGAGUGAGCAAGGAACAAAUAAAAUAGCAAAUGACUCUUGCGAACUCUUGCAAACUUGGUAAAACAGAGGAGCAGUAGAUGGAGACUUGUGAAAACUAAGAUGAAGGCGGGGUUGGAGUUUCAGCAUGGUGCCAGUGCUUUGACAAGGGAAGAUCUUUCUAUCGCAGCCAUUCUAGACGAAGACAAGUAUGCUUGCCGAAGCAUUGGCACACAGCUGAGUGUGCACCCAUGCUCGUAAAGGCCACCUACAGGCCUUAACCUCCCCUGUGGUCUGGAAAAAAUUAGUUUACAUUAGUCAAAGGUAUUCAGAGUGAUGUUUGUGUUCCUUUGAAGAAGCUGCCUUUGCAUUCCAGAUGUCUACUGCCAAAAUUUCACCAGAAUCCUUUCUUGGAAGUCUUUCUCCUUUGUCAAGGGUUUGUCAAUCUAUUGAGCUUAGGUUGGGAAGCAGUGAUUGUAUGAAAAGAGGUAAUGAUGGCUUCAAGAAACCCACCGUUGAUGGUUGGGAUUUUUGUUGCAUAAUCCAUUCCAGCAGCACAUGCAUGGACAUGACAAAUUAGCAGUGCGAGGGAUCAUGCUACCUAGAAGCAGCCAGAUAGAGGAUAUAAUUUCAAGCUAUUGGCCAAGGAUUGCACACAAUGCGAGAAGUAUCUUGGUGCAACACGGGGCUAACAGGUGUCUGUGCACUUGUUGCACUUGCUCCCACAUGUUUUUAGUUUAACUGACCCCCAACUUGAAACAGGAUGCAGUGAGUUGAGAGCACGAGUUCUGCAGCCAGUCUUUUAUCCAAUGUAUUCCUCUCGCAUAGUACUCAAAUGUAUACAAAAUUCUUUUUAGUUUCACAUGCGUUUUCUCAGCACAGGUGCCAGGCAGUAUGCCCUCUUCAUACUUGGCAGUAUGCAAUGUGCCCUCUUCAAGCCACGUUGUGUGUGCGUGGGCGGGGAGAGACCAUACAAUCAUUGUGAAGCUUCAGUGCUGUGGUGGCUUGUUUGUGGCUGUGUUUCUUGCCAAGUUUAUUUUCGUGCCAGAGAACUGUAAAAUACUCCAUAGGGUAGGUUUACUAAGUUUGUUGACCAUUUGCAGGGGCCCACUGUGGUUUGCCCAUAUUGUAAUAGUUAAGUUCAGUGAGCCAGAACAGAUGUGACUGUCUAAUGUGAUCUUUAUAUAAAGCCCGUGGUGGCUACAGCUAAAGCUUGAGUUUGGGAAAUGUUGUUGCAAUCUAAAUGCAGUGACUGAAUGUACCAUAUGCACCUGAGCAAAGCAAGGACUGUGACUGCACAUGCAUAUUAUUGCCUGCGGCCCUCGGCUGCCUUUGAUGCAAAAGUUGAAGAACUUCUGCUGUCGUUCAGCAGUUUGUUUAUGUACAGUUCUUUAUGGGUUUGCAGCCUAGUUUUGUUUUGAAUGACUUGCAAACAUAAUCCCCAUGCCAUAGACACAACCGGUCCAUUCGCACAUUUGCAGCCUCUGAAGUGUGCACAAGCCGUGCUUCACUACAGACGCCUGAAUACUGCAGUGAAUCCUUGUCGUUCAGCUCAUUUCCUUUCUUAUGUUCCGACAAGCACAAAUAGCUGCUGUUAAAUUUACAUCAUGAUGGUGCUGUUGUCUUGCUUUUCGUGUGUCCAACAUUGUUGUGCAAGCUUACUUAUACGUUAACUGACAGAUUCUAUCUUUUUUUGUCAGGAAAAUAAUAAUGGUGCCUCGUGUUUAGCAUAACGACCACAUGUGCCAAAUUACUGGUAAAAAAAUAUCUGACUCUUGUGUGAUGUCCGAAGACUAAGUUGGUCUGGCUUAAUCUUGAUCUUGUUAGUCAAAUACCUUUACUUGUUUCAUUUCUGUGUUGGCACUUGCUGAGCUGUCAAUUUGUUCAGUGGCUGAAGUGAAGUUGCAUUCCAGGCUGCUUGGUAAAGAAGUACUAAUUUCUGGCUCUUUAGAAAUGGAAAUACUCUUCCGAUUCUCUUUAGUCCAAGACAUUCAAGGAACCGAAGUAAAAUAUGCGCCAUAUGCACUGCAAUAAGUUGCCUGUUCCUGGAAUCUUGGGUUUCCAUCCAAUAGCACUACCUGAUGUUUUUUUAUGCUGUGGUAUUAAGAGAGGAUUUUGAAUCAUUCAGUCUCAUAAGAAUGUGCUGGUGUGAUGUUGGCCCUAAUGUACUGUUGGAUUGUUUUUCUCAUGUUGACACAUAUUGUGGCAGCACACAGACAUGGAAACUGUGCAUCUGGGCACCCUGUUGGGUUAAAAAUGUUAAAGAGGAUUGGUACUUCGCACCUAAUACAUGUAAUGCUUCCCUUUUUUCUUUGCUUGUUUGUUUGCUUAAAAGAUUGGGUUGCUGUUUUGUCCACAAGCCAUUUAGCAUCCUCCGAGGCUAGGUCACCAAAGGACAAUGAACUCUGUUUCGUGCAACAACAUACGUGUAUCUUUUGUUUGUGAUCUGUUUACAAAGCGAUCUACGCUUGUAAAGAAAAGUGAAUUUCUUAUUCUCUUGCUGUGACUGGUUACUAUUUUGAUGUGCUUACUUUUAAGGUAAGAUUGUUGCAUAUUGUGAAAUGAGCAAUGUUUCUGUUCUUGCACAUGGUCACUUACCUUUUUGCUGGGCUGACUGGUCAGCUCAGCAUAAUGUCACUUUAAAAAUUUUUACACCCUUUAGGGGUUUAUCUUGUUGCACAGCAAGAAUCACCAUCAAUCCUGCAUGCAAUUUGUUUAUUUAAUGCUCUGCAUCUGAUACUUUACUGUUGUGAAAACUAUGGCACUCUGAGAUGGACAUUGCAUUGCUGAUGAAAAAGUUCCUGUGCAGUAUUGAAGGACACACAUGCAUGUGACAUUGAUGAGGAUCGUUGUUGUAGAACGGGACAAACCUAAAUGAUGUAAAAAGUUUUUAAUGUUAGCCAUUUAUCUUCUAUUUUGUGUUAAUAGUUUAUGCUGCUUUCUCCCUUCCCCCAUCUUCCCAAGGUCUUCAAUUGCCUUUUGCUAGUCAUAUAGUUCUGACAAUUGCAGCAAACAUUUUUGUUUUUUAAGCCUGCUUCCUUAUCUGAAAGUGAUUUGUAAUUUCGUGAUCUGGAUGUUUUUCUUCAUGUGGUUUGUACAGCUACAGCUCGCUUCCGAUUUGUUUUCUGGUCUCUGUAUCGGAAGUAGGAGUGUUGAAAGCACUGUAACAAGAACAAAUAACACGCGUGCCAUUUAAUUAUACACAAACCACUAGACGAGGUUUAGAACUUCUAUCAGCCGUGUUCACAUCUACCUUUGUCAGUUAAGUGACUGCAUGGUCUGUUCACUUUUCGAAAGUUUGUGUUCAGAAUGCCAAUUUGUCACAUUGUUGGUGGUUUUUGCUCCAAUAAAAUGUGUACAAGAAAUUUUAA